Porites lobata is the source of this 1755-nucleotide messenger RNA. The record is from the annotation of a GenBank genome assembly. Lineage: Eukaryota; Metazoa; Cnidaria; Anthozoa; Scleractinia; Poritidae.
UGCGAGCAAUGUCAAGGGUUGAAGGAUGUUCUAAAGGAAGUGAGAAUAGCGAUUGAAGGGUCAUCAUGGAAGCCUUACAGUUGCGAACAACGAGAAGAUGUCCUUUACGACUUUGACCGUGCACAGUCAGACAUCUUGCUGUGGAAAGCGCACAUUGUACGCUCAAUAAAUCAGGAGGAGGCGAAACAAGAUGCACUGAAAUCAGAAGACCCACAGUCAGCCAUUCUGAUCAUGGACUGGGCCAUGAAGUUCCUCCAAAUAAAAUUUCGUGAGAAACAGUCUGAAUGGUUCGGCAAACGGGGGCUCAGCUGGCAUAUUUCCACCUUUAUAACUAAGAAUGUUGUCUCUGGAAAAAUUGAGCUGCAAUCGUAUGCUCAUAUCUUCGACUCUUGCCAGCAAGACUGGUACGCAGUAUGCUCGAUCAUCGAAAACACACUUGAGGUUGUAAAGAAAGAACAUCCCCAGAUUACCCAAGUGAACCUAAGGAGUGACGAAGCAGGCUGUUACCACAAUAACUUUCUCUUAGCCGCCGUUAGAGAUGCCGGAAGACGAGUAGGCAUUGAAGUAGCACGGUAUGAUUUUUCCGAGCCGCAGUAUGGAAAAGAUAUCUGUGAUAGAAUCCUUUGUCCAAUGAAGUCAUCCAUCCGACGAUAUUGCAAUGAAGGACACGAUGUCGUUUCUGCGAAAGACAUGCGUGUAGCGCUUUCAGAACGUCCUGUUCAAGGUACAACUGCCUCCGUGUGCGCAAUGAAUGAGACUCAAAAGACACUCGAAGUACAUAAGAUAGAAGGUUUCAGCAAGUAUCACAAUUUCAAGUUUGAAGUGAAAGGAAUUAGAGCAUGGAGAGCUUAUGGUGUUGGACUAGGCAAGUUUAUUCCUUACCGAGAGGUCAUAACUGAACCUCAUGUUCCUACUGGUCUCAUUGUGCAUGAAAACUUCUUUCCUCUCAAAGAAGCUCGAGUAUAUAAGAGAGAGACAAACAGUGAAAAUGAACAAUGCAACGGUCUUUUCUCUUGUUCUGAGCCCGGGUGCAACAUGGUUUUCAAGAAAUUCAGUGAACUCGAAAAUCACCUUGAUGUUGGUGAGCGCAGCCAAGUUCGCGGAAACUCUGAUAAGGUGUAUGACAAGCUCAGAAGAGACUGGGCGGAGAAAUUUCGUACUGUUGAUAAGGACGAAGAAAUCAGAAGCGUGCCUGAAGCAGUUGUAGAGGAGCAUCACGAAAAGAAUAAAACUGGCCGCUCUUCCGAGUGCAGUGACUUGCAGACUGGAUGGGCUCUACACAAACCCCGAAACGAAGCUGUGCGUUUUCCUACCGAGGUUAAACAGUACCUAACAACGAAAUUUGAUCUUGGAGAAAGAACUGGCAUCAAGUCAGAUCCCGCAAAAGUGGCAGCAGAUAUGCGAACUGCAAGAAACCCAGACAGUUCUCGGAUGUUUGAGAGGAAACAUUGGCUCACAAAGGGUCAAGUACAGGGAUUUUUUUCGAGGCUAGCGGCCUCGCGAAGAAGCAAAGCACAUCGGAAAGCGCUCAAUGAAGACGUAGAGGCGGAACAGGAAGAGCAGGAAAGACGAGCCACCCUGGAAGAGGUAGCCACCCACCUUGGUCCUAAGCAUCCGAUCUGCUAUGAUUCAUACUGUUUAUGUGACCUUUCACACGAGAAGAAACUUGAAACAUUUAGCGUUGCUAUGCUCAAGGACAUGUUGAAAUACUUUGAAAUUCCUUUUAGUUCUCGCGAUAGAAAAAAAUUCUUGUAG